AUGGUGAGCAACCCGGAGCAAUGGGUUCAAGAGAUCAAGGAUGCUGGUGGGGACCAGUACACAUUUCAUUUGGAAGCCGCUCGAGAUCCUGCCGGCCUAAUCGAGCAAAUCAAGGCCACAGGAAUGAGAGUGGGCAUGGCCCUGCGACCAGGCACACCAAUCGAGGAUGCGCUCCCAUGGGUGGAUUCUGUGGAUGUGGUGUUGGUUAUGACCGUAGAACCGGGUUUUGGGGGGCAAAAGUUUAUGGCGGACAUGAUGCCGAAAGUGGCGUAUUUGCGGGCCAAGUGCCCAGAAAAGGACAUUGAAGUAGAUGGAGGCCUCGGCCCUGCGACUGUCGAUGCCGCUGCCCGAGCAGGGGCAAACAUGAUAGUGGCGGGUAGUUCGGUGUUCAACAGUGAAGUUCCUGCGAAAGUCAUCGCGGCUUUACGGCGAAGCGUAGAAAAACUUGGAAAUGGAAAGAGCGAGGAGGAGCUGACUCAGCUCCCAUCCUAA
This is a messenger RNA of Nannochloropsis gaditana CCMP526, 492 nucleotides long. It is a transcript of the gene RPE, whose product is annotated as ribulose-phosphate 3-epimerase. Gene Ontology annotation, molecular function: D-ribulose-phosphate 3-epimerase activity; metal ion binding. Gene Ontology annotation, biological process: carbohydrate metabolic process; pentose-phosphate shunt, non-oxidative branch. The coding region runs from base 1 to 492 and encodes 163 amino acids. The record is from RefSeq and is a predicted model, not a curated record. Gene Ontology annotation, cellular component: cytosol. The transcript has a single exon.